GUUGGACUUGCUAUUCGUGGCGCACCAAGUAGCGCUUAGCCAGUAGAUGGGUCUGAGCUGGCUCCAAACUCUUGCUACUUGGAUCGAGCACACGUUCUGGAGCCGAAUGGACGAACAAAUGUGGAGCUGCUUGCCCGACACGGCUCUCGUUGAAAUCUACUUAUAUCUGCAUGACCGAGACAGGGUCAAUAUGGCGAAGGCGUGCAAGAACUGGAACAAAGUAUUUUCAUACCCUUGCCUGUGGAGAACUAGAUACAUAGAACUUGGUGGAUACAGGGCCAAACUGGCGGGCGAACGAGCUUUAAAGUUCGCCGACAUGCACGGAGCUCAUGUCCGCUACCUGUUCCUCUCUUGUAAUCACCCUUCCAGUCACACGUGCAAAGUAAUCCAGAUGACUGUAGAUAAUUUUCUCGAAAAGAUCCAUCACGCCACAAUUGUUCAUUUUGAACUUGAAAGGCUCAACUUAAAUAGGUUUUGGAAAUUCGAGAAUCUAAAGGAAAAAGUAGUGAACAGUUUUGUGCGAUUUUUUAGUGGGCAGAGAAAUAUGGUGAACUUUGACAUGUUAGCGGCCCAUUUUACACUGACGAGCGGGUGUCGGAUACUGGAAGCUGUGGGCAGCGCGUCUGGCAGUACUAUUAAAGAUCUGGAUAUUGAAGACUUCUUUCACUCGAGGUUGGCCAUGUUUCAAGUGAAACGAUUCAGAAAUGCUUUCUCCAAGUUUACUAAUCUUUCGAACGUGUCACUUAAUUAUAACUGCUUGUCGGAUGACAUAUUUGAGAGCAUGGUUAAACAUCUCGCUGGAAAAUUGAAGAAUAUCAAUUGCAAGAUAUACAGGACUGAUCCACACUUCCACCGAAUUUCAUCAUUUUCGUGGAGGAAGUUAAAAUCGGUAUGCCCAGAACUGUCCAUCGACUUUUGGUUCGAGGGUAUCGGCAUGUCGUCAGACACUACUCGCAUUCUGGUGCCGGGAGCUCCUGUGCGAAAACUUCACAUGUGGACUGGAUACGACGACAACGCUGAUUGGCAGCUCGGCGAAACUAUUGAUCACAUCGCAGCCCAUCACAAGCAGAUUGUUGUUGUGUCGAUGGAGUUGGACAACAACAACGAAGCCAUUGACGUGAAUCUCGUAAAAUUGGUAACGGAAUGCAAAUGUCUACGAGAACUGUACAUCAAUGCCAUUGUCACAGUGGCCGCCAUAGAUGAAAUAUGUACACUCCAGACGCAGGGCAAAAUAAAUUUACACACUUUCCAUGUAACAACAUGUGGGCUGACACAAAUAGAAUGUGCUGAGCUCAUGUACAUAAAAGAUAAACACUUGCCAAUCAUGGAAGAGAGAGGUCUCAACUUCAGAAUCGCCUCUGAUUAUCUUACAGAGUUCUUAUAACUUUAAAACUUUUACUAGUGAAAAAAACAAAAACUAACAAAGUCGCAUCUGCAUAGUGAUUUAGUUAAUAAAGUAUAUAUUUUA
Messenger RNA from Gigantopelta aegis, 1468 nucleotides. RefSeq names its product F-box only protein 39-like. Gene Ontology annotation, biological process: SCF-dependent proteasomal ubiquitin-dependent protein catabolic process; positive regulation of protein ubiquitination. Gene Ontology annotation, molecular function: protein binding. Gene Ontology annotation, cellular component: SCF ubiquitin ligase complex. The transcript has 4 exons. The record is from RefSeq and is a predicted model, not a curated record. NCBI's taxonomy places the organism in Eukaryota, Metazoa, Mollusca, Gastropoda, Neomphalida, Peltospiridae. Bases 47 to 1384 code for a protein of 445 amino acids.